ACGUGGAAGCUGAUUCAAAACAAACCCAAACUGCCCUCCGGUCCUGCGGUCACCCUGAGACGUCCGGGUCCGCUGUGGUCCAUGAUGGAUCUGCCGUGCGCUCAGUGGCAAGAUCACGUUGCAAUGAAAUGGAGCGAUCUCGAGCCCAAACUAAAGGAACAGUUUGCAUCCCUGCUUGAAAUAGAUGAAGUUUUUAAGUGUGCUUUAAGUCUCGUGAAGCAAGAUGAUCUGGAUUUCUUGCACUCAGUAUGUGCAGGAUAUUCAGUGCAGAAGGAUGCAGCGCUAGCAGCCAAGUGUAGGGAAAAGGGAAACUCCUGCUUCAAGACCAGAAACUACACUGCAGCUGCUCUCCACUACUCAAAGGGCGUCUGUUUUGCUCCCCGAAGUUCGGAGCAGCUGUCUCUGUGCUACGCCAACCGCUCUGCUGCGCUCUACCAUCUGCAGCACUACCAGGAAUGCCUUGAUGACAUUGACAGAGCCGUGAAGAAUGGCUAUCCCUCUCAUCUUUUACACAAACUGGAGGACCGCCACGCUCUGUGCUUUAACCAUCUCUCUGUACAUGAAAAGGGAAGUGACGAUGAUCAAAACACUGCUUUAAACGAUUGUAAAGGUUCAGACACAGCAAAUUCACCAUCUGCUGGGCCUCUCACAUUUGGGAUUUGUCCUCAAGUUGUUAUUGGCUCCAGUGUGGAGAAAGGUCGACACCUGGUGGCUGUAGAUAGAAUAGCACCUGGGGAGGUGAUUGUUACUGACAGGCCGUACUGCUGUGUCCUCAUACCAAGAAUGGAGGAAGUGAAAGGGACGGUGGGACGGUACGGCAGAGAGACAGAAGUGUUGUUUGGAACAGAGGACAGGCGCUGUCACAGGUGUUUGGCUGAAACGUUGAGUCCUGUACCGUGUGAGGGGUGUAGUUACAGCCGAUACUGUUCCACUGCCUGUCAGCAGGAAGCCUGGGAAGAACAUCAUCGCUGGGAGUGUGCACUGGGUGCAGAUCUGAUGGUGAUGGGUGUGAUGCCACAGCUCGCUCUGAGGGUAGCUCUCAAGGCGGGUUUAAAAAACUUCCUACAAGCAAGGGAGCCAAUCGGAGAUGAGUGCAAGAAGUCAAAGCCGAGCUGUUUUAAUAAUCACUCAAGUGAUCCUUCUACGUCACCCUGCGGAAGCUCUUACCUGAAUGUGUAUAACUUACUGCAUCACCUGAAUAACCACAGCCCUGCUCUGCGUUUCCUGUGUGCGGUCACGGUAGCAACAGUCUACCUGAAGCUCAGCAAGGCAGGACCUCCACCUGGAUCUUGGAGUCAUGCAAGACUCUCGGCAGCAACCAGCCAAAUCCCACAUGGACCAAACAAGAAGGAAGGAGACGCUGAUUGGAAUGCAGAACUAUGGCUACUGGGAAGUGCAGUUCUACGGCACGUCCUGCAGCUGAGGUGCAACGCCCAGGCAAUAGUUGUGCUGCAAGAUACAGGAGCGACAAACUCAGCGGUGCAGUCCAAUAGGGAAAUUCGCAUUGCUACUGCAUUAUUCCCAACUCUGAGUCUUCUCAAUCAUUCCUGCUGCCCCAACAGCAGCCUGGUGUUCAGUACCGGGGACAUUAUUGAUCCUUCUGGUUCAGCUCUGUCUGCAGACUUCAGUGAGAGUCAAGCUGAAUACAGGAGCAGGGCACGGGGAGUCACUGUAACAGUCAGAGCAGCCAAGCUUAUCACUCCUGGACAAGAGAUCUUACACUGCUAUGGUCCUCAUAGCAGCAGGAUGGUGACCCAAGAACGCCAGCGUCUUCUGCAAGAACAGUACUACUUCCUGUGUCAGUGUGAGGCCUGUAGCCAACAACACCAGGAAAACGUGGAGGAGCCCAUACAGCAGUGGCCGAGUGCUGAGGGUAGUCCACGCAAGCUUGGACUCCUGUGCACCAAAUGCAGAGGACCUCUCAAAAAAAGCAGUGAGGACAGAGAAGCCGGAUUUGUGUGUUCCUGUAGUCAUUAUAUCUCUUCAUCCGACGUGAAGAACAGGCUGCAGGAGAUCAGGGUUAACCUGGAGAAGGCUGUGGACCUCAUGGAGACAGACAGGCCAGGUGAGGCCCUCAGACUGCUAAAAAAGACUCAGUGUCAAUCUGGGCUUAUUCUUGCAGAAACACACCCGCUACAGGGGGAGCUGGCUGAUGCCACAGCCAGAGCUUAUGCUUCUAUGGGUGACUGGAAUAAUGCAGCAUUCCAUCUGGAGCUAAGUGCUGUAGCUAUUGCCUCACAGUUUGGGGAAGAGAGCAUUGAACUGGGUCGACAACUCUUCAAAUUAGCUCAGCUACAUUUCAAUGGUGGUUCCAGAGGGCCUGCUCUCUCUGUCAUCCCCAAGGUCAGGCGACUUCUCUGCCUUCACUGUGGCCCACACUGUCAUGAAUUACAGGAGCUGAAGGCUAUGGAAGACUGCUUACAAGGGUAGUCUUAAAAAAAACCACAAGUGUAAAAUAGAAUUAGUUUUGUACUC
Messenger RNA from Archocentrus centrarchus (flier cichlid), 2475 nucleotides. RefSeq names its product SET and MYND domain containing 4 (gene smyd4). The record is from RefSeq and is a predicted model, not a curated record. Gene Ontology annotation, biological process: heart development. Bases 82 to 2430 code for a protein of 782 amino acids. Gene Ontology annotation, molecular function: histone deacetylase binding. Gene Ontology annotation, cellular component: nucleus; cytoplasm. The transcript has 10 exons. NCBI's taxonomy places the organism in Eukaryota, Metazoa, Chordata, Actinopteri, Cichliformes, Cichlidae.